AUGCAUGCUCGCCUCUCCAUCGCUAACCGCACCAACAUUGUUGCCGGCACGACGAGCGCCAAGAACAUUGCCAAAUUCAGCCAAGAUGUCACGGGAGGAGCGGUGACACAUCCAGAGCUCAAGGUUCCCCUCCACGCUACCGUUCGCGACGCCAUUGCUGCGCACAAAGAAGAGACUGGCAAUCACAACUACGACGCUACAGCUGUGUUUGUGCCGCCCCAAGGGGCAGCUGAUGCGAUUCUGGAAGCCAUAGAGAAUGAGGUGAGCAUAGCUGGAAACCGCGGGCGGGCUAGUUUCGUUGGCUCCAAUGCGUAAGGCUCAUCUCGGACCACAUUACUGGCAGAUUCCCUUAAUUGUCAGUGUGGCCGAGGGGAUUCCUACCAGAGAUCAGUUCCGAGUCAUGGCCGCCUUGCACUCGCAAUCGAAAUCCCGCUUGGUGGGAGCCAAUUCGCCCGGCUACACCUGCGCAUACGGUCCUCGUUUGGGAAUCGCUCCGGUCGCUGCUGCUCUACCCGGCUGUAUCGGUGAGCAUACCGAGCGCGACCUCAAAGCCGACGUUUCGCUGAACACUCUUUACUGCGGCUGUGGGUGCAGGCAUAGCUGCACGCUCUGGUACGCUCUCCUAUGAGGCAAUGGGUGCCACCAAAGGCGAGUUUGAUGUGAAAGUGAGACUGCUCACUUCCUUCAACAGCUGCUGAUGAAAGAGCAACUCCAGACAUUGGGAUUGGGCAAAGCUACAUUCUUGGACUAGGCGGCGAUCUCUAUCCGGGCACCCGCAUGGAUGGUAAGCAAGAUGCGAAGGCUGGCCACGAGCAAAGUGAGGCAGAAUCCUGAGUCAGGCCGAGUUUUGUUCCCGCAGAGGCACUGGAAUUCUUGCUGUCAGAGCCCACCACCAGCGGAAUCGUCUUGCUUGGAGAAGUUGGUGGAACGAUGGAAGAGGACGUCGCCUCGUACCUCCAUUCUUUAAGGCCGGAGCAAAGGGGCCACAAGCCAAUUGUCGGAUUCAUAGCUGGCAGAGGUGUGCCGCAGGGCCUCCGAAAUUAUGGUCAUGCAGGCGCAUUCUGGACAGACAAUGCGGGAGAUGCCAACAGCAAGAGGCAAAUGUGGAAAGAUGGUGAGGAUCAUCUAGGUGUAGAUGUUGGUAUGCUUAGGUCGGCGACUGACACAACCCUUGCCGAUUCGCAGCUGGCAUCAUCGUGGUGGAUCGGGUUGGCGACACUGCUACAGCCGUGCGUGACGAGUUGUGCAGAUUGAGGCAACUUCCGGACGAGGUGAAUUACGAGCUCAGAACCGGCAUGAAGAGAUAG
Molecule: messenger RNA, 1307 nt
Organism: Ceraceosorus bombacis
Lineage: Eukaryota; Fungi; Basidiomycota; Exobasidiomycetes; Ceraceosorales; Ceraceosoraceae
Source: the annotation of a GenBank genome assembly